UGGCUCCAGUUCGAUUAUAUUGCAGCCCUGGUUUGUGCAAUUCGCAGCAGUCGAUUUCAGAUUUCAGCGAAACUUAAACCGGCAAUAAAAAUGGAAAAGUUUAACAAAGCGCAGGCCAAAAACUUGGCAGCCGCACAGAAGCUUGUGAACGCGUACGCCUCCAGCUCGGAGGAUGAAGGCGAACUAGAUGAAAAGCAUAUACUUGAUCUUUUAUACAAGCAUUACCAGGCCUCAACGGAGGCUCCAAGUAGGGACAAUGUGAAUCGCACUGCCACAUUCCUGGAGAACACGCUGCACUCGGGCGCGGCGACGUGCUUGAUAUGCAUUGGCAGCAUUCGGCGCGUGGAGCCCAUUUGGUCAUGCAGAAGCUGCUAUUGCUUCUUCCAUUUGAAUUGCAUUCAGCGUUGGGCCAACGACAGCGUCAUGCAGCUGAAGGUCAAGGCGGAGCAGCAGCAGACGGGCCACUACAAUCAUCUGGGCGAGUAUGUGCCGCCCAAGCGUCCGAAAUCCUUGUACUGGUGCUGUCCACAGUGCCGCCGGGACUAUCAGCCUGCCGAUCGGCCCACACAGUAUGAAUGCUUUUGCGGCAAGGAGCUGAAUCCGCAGCCACAGCCGUUUCUGGUGCCGCACUCCUGUGGCGAGAUCUGCGCCAAACUGCUGCAGCCCAAAUGCGGACACGACUGCAAGCUGCUUUGCCAUCCCGGUCCGUGCCCGCCGUGUGCCCAGCUCGCGCAGAGCUCCUGCCUGUGCGGCAAGUCACCGAAGCGCAGCGUGCGCUGCAUCGACAAGAACUGGCAGUGUCAGCAAAAGUGCCAAGAGCUUUUGUCCUGUGGCAAGCACAAGUGCAACCAGCGCUGCCAUCGUCCUGGCCAGUGCCCGCCCUGCAGCAGCAAGAGCUCACAGCCCUGCGAAUGCAAGCGCGAAGAAAAGGUCGUCAAUUGUGCCGAGCCCAAAUGGAAGUGCAACAAUAUAUGUGGUGCUCCUUUUGCGUGUGGCCUGCAUACUUGCGACAAGGUGUGCCACGCUGGACCUUGUGGCGGCGGCGAGUGUCCUCUGGGCGUGCGCAGCUGUCCCUGCGGCAAGAGCACCAGAGCUGGUGACUGCAGCGAGUUGGCGGAAACAUGCGGCGACACCUGCCAGAAGCUGUUGUCCUGCGGCAAGCAUAGCUGCGCCCAGCGCUGCCAUCGUGGCGCUUGCAACUUGUGCCUGGUGCGCACCAAGAAGAAGUGUCGCUGCGGUCUGCACGAGAAGGAGCUGCCCUGCUCCAAGGAGUUCAACUGCGAAACCAAAUGCAAGCAGAUGCGCGACUGUGGCAAGCAUGCCUGUAAUCGCAAGUGCUGCGGCGACCAGUGCCCGCCCUGCGAGAAGAUUUGCGGCAAGCAGCUGAGCUGCAACAAGCACAAGUGCCAGUCGGUGUGCCACAAUGGACCCUGUUAUCCCUGCAAGCUGGAAUCCCAGGUGAACUGCCGCUGCGGUAAGACGCGUCGCAGCGUGCCCUGCGGCCGGGAGAAGAGCGCUUGCAUUGUCUGCCAGGAGCUGUGCCGCAUCACGUCCAAGUGUCAUCAUGCCAUAAAGCAUCGCUGCCACAAGGGCGAGUGCCCGCCCUGCGUGCAGCCAUGUAGCCUGCCCAACGAUACCAGCGGCUGUGGACACAUAUGCAAGGCGCGCUGCCACGCAGCACUGCGUGUGCCCAAGCCAGCGGAUGCGCCGCGUGCGCAGCAGCACAAGUAUGAAUACCGUUCGCUGCCGCAUCCGCGCUGCGAGGAGGGCGUCCGCGUUGCCUGCAUUGGCGGCCACGAGCUGGCCAUCUGGCCCUGCUGGAACUCGAAGCCCACGUCCUGCCAGCGCAAAUGUGCGCGUCAAUUGAAGUGCGGCAAUCAUCGAUGCCAACUGGUCUGUCACGCGGUGCCCCAGCCUGAGGACAUGAACCAGCAGGCGGGCUGUGCCAAUUGCGAGGAAGGCUGCGCCAUACCGCGACCCCCUGGCUGCACGCACGCCUGCACCAAAGGCUGCCAUGCGCCGCCCUGUGCUCCGUGCAGCUUUGUCAUCAAAAGCAAAUGCCACUGCGGCCUCAACCAGGUCAUGUACAAGUGCAGCGAGUACUUCGAUCAGGACGAGGGCAGUGUGCAGCAGACUCUGGAGCGCCGGAAAAAGUUUGGCAGCUGCGGCAAUCGUUGCCUCAAAAAUUUCGAAUGCGGCCAUCGCUGCAUAACCGUUUGCCAUCCUGGCCCGUGUCCCAAUCCGGAGCUGUGCCGGAAGAAGGUGCGCAUCUACUGCGCCUGCAAGCGGCUCAAGUUGGAGAUAGCCUGCGACAAGCAUCGUGCGGGGCAAACUGAACUAAAAUGCGAUGCCAAUUGUCUGGCAGAGCUGUCCAAGGCGAAGGCUACGGAACAGCAGCAGCUGGAACGUAAACUAAAGCAGGAACAGGAAAAGAAUCGUCUGGAGCUGGAAAAAUACGAGCAAAAGUUCGGCAAGCGCAAGCACAAGGAGCGCAAAGCUUUGGAUGUGCAGCCCGCCAGCUAUCACAUCGAUUGGCAACGUUGGGGCAUCUAUACACUGGCCCUGCUCGCCGUAAUGGGCGCAUUGGGCGUGGCAUACUAUGCGGACAGCUAAACACCAAUAACGGACCAAUA
This is a messenger RNA of Drosophila novamexicana, 2633 nucleotides long. Its product is annotated as NF-X1-type zinc finger protein NFXL1. Gene Ontology annotation, molecular function: DNA-binding transcription factor activity, RNA polymerase II-specific; zinc ion binding; RNA polymerase II transcription regulatory region sequence-specific DNA binding. The transcript has 10 exons. The record is from RefSeq and is a predicted model, not a curated record. Gene Ontology annotation, cellular component: nucleus. Gene Ontology annotation, biological process: regulation of DNA-templated transcription. Lineage: Eukaryota; Metazoa; Arthropoda; Insecta; Diptera; Drosophilidae. Bases 91 to 2613 code for a protein of 840 amino acids.